UUCCGAAAUUCGAUUGGAGCAGAGGCCUGGCUAGUGAUCAAAGCUAUCAGAAGGUCGUUGAGUGUCAUUCAGGGGUUAUCACCGCGUGUAAAAAAGCGCUCGUGAUCCAAGGACAUUUUCCCAGUAAUUCAUCAAAGGAUAGUGUAAACUAAAUUUUUAAAAAUGCUGCCACGUAUCGUCAGACCGUCGAUGUCACUGGCCCAACAAGGCGCCAAGCAGUUGUCAACCAGUGCACAGCGCAAUGCCAAGGUGGCUGUGAUGGGUGCAGCGGGUGGCAUCGGCCAGCCCCUGUCACUUCUGCUGAAAAAUUCACCCCUUGUCACCGAAUUAUCUCUCUAUGAUAUCGUCAACACUCCUGGAGUGGCUGCUGACCUGUCCCACAUUGACACUCAUUCCAAAGUCACUGGAUACACCGGACCAGAACAGCUGAAGGACUCUCUUCGUGGCGCUCAAGUGGUUAUCAUUCCUGCUGGUGUACCUCGCAAACCGGGCAUGACCAGAGAUGAUCUCUUCAACACCAAUGCCUCAAUCGUUCGUGAUUUAGCCAAGGCUUGCGCUGAAGUCUGUCCGAAAGCCUUCAUUGCCAUCAUCUCGAACCCUGUCAACAGCACAGUCCCAAUUGCCAGUGAAGUUCUGCAGAAAGCUGGAGUCUACGAUCCCAACAGGAUUUUCGGUGUUACAACUUUGGACAUUGUCAGAUCUAAUGCCUUUAUUGGCGAAGCCAAGGGCAUUGAUCCCCAGAAGGUAUCAGUGCCAGUGAUUGGAGGACACAGUGGUAUCACAAUAAUUCCACUCAUUAGUCAGGCCAAACCUAGUGUCUCAUUCCCUGAUGACAAGCUCAAGGCACUCACUGAGCGCAUCCAGGAGGCUGGUACUGAGGUGGUAAAAGCCAAGGCUGGCACUGGCUCAGCCACACUCUCCAUGGCCUACGCUGGUGCUAGAUUUGGUUUCUCCUUAAUCAGGGCUCUCAAUGGCGAGCAAAAUAUCAUCGAGUGCUCUUACGUCAGGUCCAACGUUACUGACGCCAAGUAUUUCUCAACGCCAAUUCUCCUUGGGAAAAAUGGAGUGGAGAAAAAUCUCGGUCUCGGAAAAUUGAGCGCCUUUGAGGAAAAACUGCUGCAGGCAGCGAUUCCGGAGCUCAAGAAGAACAUACAGAAGGGCGAGGAAUUUGUAAAUAAGAAGUGAAAAUCCACAUGAAAACUUUGACUCAUCCACUUGCGUAUAAAUUACGUACUUUAAAUGGAAGUGAAUGUAAAAGAGAAUCAUGGAGUCCCAUUAAUGCACCGCAAAUGGUCGAGUGACUGCAGAUUAAUUGCCGAGCGCAUUUAACGCAGUUAGUGCCCAAAACCAAUCAUGUUAUAUUAAUUGAGAGUUUCAAUUAAAUAAAAACGUUCGAUAGACAA
Fopius arisanus is the source of this 1403-nucleotide messenger RNA. It is a transcript of the gene Mdh2, whose product is annotated as malate dehydrogenase 2. Bases 163 to 1185 code for a protein of 340 amino acids. Gene Ontology annotation, cellular component: cytoplasm; mitochondrion. The record is from RefSeq and is a predicted model, not a curated record. Gene Ontology annotation, biological process: malate metabolic process; tricarboxylic acid cycle. Gene Ontology annotation, molecular function: L-malate dehydrogenase (NAD+) activity. Lineage: Eukaryota; Metazoa; Arthropoda; Insecta; Hymenoptera; Braconidae. The transcript is spliced from 3 exons.